GCAUAGACUCAGUUGAUGUCGUUGCGUGUUGGCUGAAAGCGUAAAAGACACAAAUUAUCGCUUGUAAAUAAAUAAAUGAGAAAAUAAAUAAAAUAGAAUACUAAAUAACAAAAUGUACCUCUUGGAAUUUAGUGAAGAUUACGAAUGAAGUGAUUUCUAGUUGCAUUAAGUGUUAAUUCAAGCAAAAGAUUUUCUGUCGAUUGAAAAUUGUUUUCCACUAAAAAACAAAUACGAAAAAGAGGGACAAUCAAUAUGAAUUCAAGCUGUUAAAGCCAACAGCCUUGCAAUUGUGGGCAUGUCAACCGCAACACGGGCCAAAAAGCUAAAGAAAACGGUCAAAAUAAACGAGCAUUACGAGAAUAAAUUGCAUUAGGUUUCGCUUGGCCCACUUUUGGGCAGCUAAAUCGAUUUCUACUUGCAUGUGUAUUAUGAAACACCUGCGCGAUACUUGAGCUAGCUCGCAGGAUAGUGCUCCGGUCGCUAAAUAAUACCUUGCCAAUCAAUACAAUCACGUGCAAGUGCUAAAGUUACGAUAUAUCGUAAGAGCUAGGAAGUUAUGCAGCUGGGUAGCUGUAAGUCUUAGCGCUUCUAUGUCGAAAGGAGCUACCAAACAGAAUUGCAAUCAUAUCGAAUCGAGUUAAACAGAACUACAGAAGGAACCUAUCAAACCAGGAUGUGGACUAAAGAAAGCGCAGCCAGACACUGGCUGCUGGCCUUGGCAGCCAUAUUUGGAUUUCUGACUUUUGUAUGGAUUCCAUCAGCCUCAGCCGAAUGUCAAACGCGUUCGAUUUACUGUUACGAGUGCGAUUCGUGGACGGAUGCACGUUGCAAGGAUCCGUUCAACUAUACGGCGUUGCCGCGCGACCAGCCGCCUUUGAUGACCUGCAAUGGCUGCUGUGUGAAGAUGGUGCGACAUCAGCGAUCACCCUACGAGGUGGUGCGACGCAUGUGUACGUCACAAUUACAAAUCAAUUUAUUCAUGGUCGAUCACGUGUGCAUGAUGGAAAGUUCAGGCAAUGGACAUAUGUGCUUUUGUGAGGAAGAUAUGUGCAAUUCUAGUAAAAGUUUAUACUCAUUCGCUAACGGUUAUCAACAAAUCAUACUAAUCAUCACAAUGCCAUGGCUAAUACUGCUCCAACAGUUUGUGCACAGCUAGAUCAGCAAACCAGAUCAGAUCAGAUCAGAUCCGAUUCGAUCCGGUUCGACCAGAUUAGAUCAGAUCAGAUCAGUUAGUUAGUUUUCCCAGAAGCGUUUAAAAGAACAAUACACAAACACCAAUAACAGUUAACUAGAGACAUAUAUCAUGCCCAACACACACACACACACACACACACAGAAGACACAUUUACACGUAACUUGAAAUUGUUUUGUAGCCCGAGUUCUGAUUAUUUAAGUUUCGCAUUUCAAACAAAAUGUAAAAUGAAGUUGAUUUUGGUUCUGCAAGCACAGUUAACUAAUACUAUAAUCUAUGAUAAUGCUACGAGUAGAUCCAAAGUUUGACUGCACAUACAUAAACAUAAACAACAACAAAAAACAUAAACAAAAGACGUUGCAUAUAAGACUUCCAUAUAAAGAAGUGCUGCAUACGACUCUCUUACUUAUCUA
Molecule: messenger RNA, 1605 nt
Organism: Drosophila hydei
Lineage: Eukaryota; Metazoa; Arthropoda; Insecta; Diptera; Drosophilidae
Gene: qvr
Product: protein quiver
Exons: 6
Coding region: 674-1156 (160 amino acids)
Biological process (GO): positive regulation of voltage-gated potassium channel activity; regulation of synaptic transmission, cholinergic; sleep
Source: RefSeq, a predicted model, not a curated record